This is a messenger RNA of Leishmania braziliensis MHOM/BR/75/M2904, 2529 nucleotides long. RefSeq lists its product as hypothetical. The record is from RefSeq and is a predicted model, not a curated record. The coding region runs from base 1 to 2529 and encodes 842 amino acids. The transcript has a single exon. Lineage: Eukaryota; Euglenozoa; Kinetoplastea; Trypanosomatida; Trypanosomatidae.
AUGAGACGCCUGCAUGUGCGCAUCCACAACUUCUACGAGGACGAUGAUGCGGAACCUGCAAAGGCUCUGUCAGAGGAGCAACGACAGUUCAGACCGUCUCCAUGGCCGUUUUCAGCUCCUUUUACCUCUCCGAGGGCUGGGGACGAUGCACAGCCCCACGGUCUCGUCGCUGACUCUGUAGAACGUACUGUUCUCACGCAAGAUGUGGAGCGGAGUGAGUCUUCUCAUAACAACAGCAGUUACAGCAGUGCGUCCAUCGAACGCGUCAUACACUGCGAAGGGACUACCUUUCCACCAAGUUUCACCUCUAAUUCGGCACGCAACUUUUUCGUCGGUGACAAGCAUGUCUCUCUGCGGUUGUUAGAGGAGUCCGUGGAGGAAGCCGUGCGUGAUGUGCACCGGCUGGAUGCGCUGACCCGGAAGGCUGUGUGGCAUGUGCUGACUCAGAAACCCAGCACUCGCGACGCAAAGCUCCGCAGGAGGUCCACCACUGCAUCAGCGCACAAGGUAUCUCCAGGCACACAGCGAGGUGCCUCAGUCUCUACAGAAGUGCAUCACAGUCCCAUGGGCUAUUCCGGGUUGACAGCGCUUGUGCAUGACAGACCAUUUCUUCCACCCGAUCGCUACCCCACAACACCAGCGUUGCAGGGCACGCCCGACCAUUUUGCGCGAAACCUCUCUGGCGCUUUGUUCGCAGCACACCAUGCUGGUCUCUUUGAAAAGCAGCGAGUGUGGAUGCAGCACCGCCUGCCCCCCAGAACAACUGAAGCUACAGUCGUCGCAAGGAUUCCCUCAUCCUCGCCGAUCUCGACUCGACGUAAAGCGCUGCAACGGGUUUCCAGCUUGGCAAGCUUCGCAGCGGUUGCAUCUCGGAGCGGCAGAGCCACCUUGACCUCCAGAGGUAGUCGCGUGGGCGUACCGAUGACAGACCCUGUUGACAGCGAGGCAGAGCUUGUGCGAUCGUCUGUAUCGCUGAUCAUUCUCCGCGUCGCGAAGGACCGCGCCAUCGCAACUGUAUUUCUUCGUCAACUACACCUCGAGGUGUGCAAACGGCGGGUUCUCCGCGUGGAUGCCGACGUGCGUUAUCGCUACUACGUCCAACGACGCUUGCUGCGGCGAUGGAGCAGCGCGGCGGCAAUGCAGCGACGCUGGCGCAUCUCUCUUCUGAUGAGCAUAAUCCUGCAUUGGCAGCGUUAUGUGCGGAGCCGAAAGGCGCUACACAUCGUCCUGUCCUCGUGGAGGUGGCUAUUGCAGCAACGACGUCGAGCCUUUGACGCGUGUCAGCAAGCACAACGUCAGCGCUGUUUCCAGCACUGGCUCCGAGCCUUCACCUGGCGUCGUGAACGCAGCGCGCUUUAUGAGGCUGCUAGUCAGUUCGCCGCAUCUCGGCAGCGGCGGGACCACGUCCAAGCACUGCUUGAGGGACAUGGUGGGAAUUCAGAGGUGCUAGCGCUUCUGCAGGGAAGACCACAUGUAUCCGGCAAGAGCUCUGUGGUCGUGACCGCGGUUGGACCUCGAUUGCUCUUGCGGCGCCUCUUUUUGGCGUGGAGGCAACGGACGGAAUGGCGGCUGGUGGCGCAUCUGGCUGUGUGGCACUAUAACCAGCAGAUGCGCGCCAAUGUCAUACGACGGGUAUGCAGGUGUGCGCGACGUGUGGCCCUACAGCACCACCGCAGCUGCCCCGAGCAUCAGCGGCAGCGCUCUGCACCCGUUGCACAGAGCGUGGAUGCAGCCAGCAGCGUCAUGGAGGGGCAAUCGCGAACCCCGCUUCGUGUGUACAUUGUUGCUGUUAAGCAGAGAGGAGUUUUCAAGUACAAGACCAGCGCAGCGGGUUUCAUUGCACGCGCGGCUCAGCUCCGCAAGUGCUUUAAUCGCUGGCACAUUCGCGGGCAAGCCCGUCGAGCGGAUCGUUUUCAUCUCCAGUGCGUGUACGCGUACGCCGUGUGCCGAUGGCUGCAGGCCCUCGCUGUUCUUCGUGCGCGCCGGCAGCGAAAGCAGCAAAUUCUGUCUCGCUGGGUGGUGGCCACGCAGCAUUGCCAGACGGCUGCAGUGGCGUCGAAAUCGCAUAUAUAUCAGCUCUCUUGCCGCGCACUCCGACGCUGGCGAAGCCGUCUCACAGCGCGUCUGAGGCAUCGAGUGCAGCUGCUGCAAGGCUGCUUCGAGCGUUGGCGGGAUCGGGCGGUGCUGCGGCGAGCAGCCAGGGCUCUGCAGUGCACGCGAAAGCGCAGUUUGCUGCAACAGUGGCACCACCAUGCGCAGACACGCGUACAGAUGCGCAUACACCUCUAUGUGGCGGAUACGAUCAGUGAAACAGCGCUUGUACUCGGCUGCUUUCGGCGGUGGCGCUUUCGUGCUGCGGAGCGGCGUCGAGCUCACCUCGCGUGGGACGUUCUGAUGCAGCUGCGGCGGGAGCGACUGAGCCGGCGUUGCUUCGAUGUAUGGCGUCGGCGCACCUUUGGUCCAGCACUGCCCUGGGCAAAGAACCUCAGCAAGGAUCGUUCCUUCCCUGCCAUGCCGCUUCUUGUGUGA